This is a messenger RNA of Aedes albopictus (Asian tiger mosquito), 480 nucleotides long. RefSeq lists its product as uncharacterized. Lineage: Eukaryota; Metazoa; Arthropoda; Insecta; Diptera; Culicidae. The transcript has a single exon. The record is from RefSeq and is a predicted model, not a curated record. The coding region runs from base 1 to 480 and encodes 159 amino acids.
AUGCACAAGACUGGUCAGGACCAAGUGCUGUUAUUGGUGUAUGUCGACGAUAAAAAAUCAACCCUGGUGGGAUGCCGCAGCCCGGCGAUUAUAGCGGAGGUGUACGAAGCUCUGGCGAAAGUGUUGGACGUGACAAAUCUCGGAGCGGUGAAGUACUUCCUGGGUUUCAACAUUCGUUGUGAAAAAGGAGUCUACCGUAUGCAGCUAACCAGCUAUAUCGAGGCGCUCGUCAAGCGUUUUGGACUCGACGAUUGUAAAACGCUGAAGACGCCGAUGGAGGCCGGCUAUAUGAAAGCGGAUGUUCUUGGUCAACCUUUCGACGACACAACACUGUACAGGAGUUUACUGGGUGCGCUCCUCUAUGUGGCCGUUACAGAGCGUCCGGAUAUAGCAGUCAGUGUCUCAAUAUGUACUGGGCCACAGAGUGAGUGCAUCAACGGGCAAGGACUGGAAGGCAGCUUGGCGUAUAUUCAAGUGUAA